Messenger RNA from Perkinsus marinus ATCC 50983, 1146 nucleotides. RefSeq names its product carboxypeptidase S1, putative. The record is from RefSeq and is a predicted model, not a curated record. NCBI's taxonomy places the organism in Eukaryota, Perkinsozoa, Perkinsida, Perkinsidae. Gene Ontology annotation, biological process: proteolysis. The transcript has 11 exons. Gene Ontology annotation, molecular function: serine-type carboxypeptidase activity. The coding region runs from base 43 to 1146 and encodes 367 amino acids.
AGUUGACCAUCGUUCACAUUGUAAGCAUCACACCGGCCUACAAUGAGAUGGCACAACAACGUGAUGUGGACUGCUUUUCUCUUCCACCUCUGGGAAGUGGCGGCAGCCACUGAACACUCCGAUUCGCUGCGUCCGGAGGCUCGAAAUCUGCAAGUGGACGCUUCAGACUCGCCACUGUGUGUCAGUGAAUUUUUCCAAGAACAUGGAUACAUUGAGGUCGACAAAGACGUGAAGUAUUUCUACAUCUUUAUAAAGUCCUAUUUCUUCCCGGAGAGCGACCCCACAGUCAUAUGGAUGCAAGGGGAGGCGGGCCUCAGUGGCUUGCCCUCUUUCCUCACCACUAACGGGCCGUGUAGUUUGAACACGAGCUCAGGCACAACGGUCCCGAAUGGGCUGAACUGGAACCAGGCCUUCAACGUGUUAUGGAUCGACGAACCUGCUGGAGUCGGCUUCAGUACUGGCAAGAUCGUCACAGACCAAACGAUUCGUGCCGAAUACAUGCGGAACUUCACCGUUGCCUUCCUCAAGAAGUUCCCACAGUACAAUCAUCGAGUUCACCUGUUCGGCUCCUCCGAAGCGGGUCCGGUGAUCCCAGAAGUCGCCAAACUCAUCUACGAAUAUAAUGCAGGGAAGAGUAGGCGUAAGCAGAUAGAUUUCAAAGGAGUAGCGCUCGUCAAUGCUCUACUAUCUAUGAGACUUCAGUACUCAAAACAAGGUAAGAUGGCCUAUGACAAUCCCCCGGCACCUCGGAGGAUCACAAAGCCACAGUACGAGAAGAUGAACCUAGAAGCUCUGCAAUGCAUCAACUUUGCAACACUUUGCAACCAAGGACAAGCUAAGCGUGACUGCGAUCGAGCAUAUACUGCUUGUCAGCAGAGUACAGUGAUUUCCUUGCCAAAAGAGGUUAGCAUUGACAUGUACGACGUGAGAGAGGUAUGUCAGAAUCAAGUGCCUGAUCACUGCCGACCGUAUGCUGAUGUAUCCGCAAUAUCAUUUGGAUUCACAUUUCGAAUCGUNNNNUUUCGCAAGACCGGAGCUAUCAAGCAAGCGGAGCGUGGAUACUGCCACCUCACGUUCCAAGUCAUCUCCGAACUUCGGAAACAAGGUCGAUUGGGUAACGAUUCGUUACUAACGAAACGUCUGUGA